Gracilinanus agilis (Agile Gracile Mouse Opossum) is the source of this 948-nucleotide messenger RNA. RefSeq names its product calcium voltage-gated channel auxiliary subunit gamma 3 (gene CACNG3). Gene Ontology annotation, biological process: calcium ion transport; positive regulation of synaptic transmission, glutamatergic; postsynaptic neurotransmitter receptor diffusion trapping. The record is from RefSeq and is a predicted model, not a curated record. NCBI's taxonomy places the organism in Eukaryota, Metazoa, Chordata, Mammalia, Didelphimorphia, Didelphidae. The transcript has 4 exons. Bases 1 to 948 code for a protein of 315 amino acids. Gene Ontology annotation, cellular component: AMPA glutamate receptor complex; postsynaptic density membrane. Gene Ontology annotation, molecular function: voltage-gated calcium channel activity; channel regulator activity.
AUGAGGAUGUGUGACAGAGGUAUCCAGAUGUUGAUCACCACUGUAGGAGCUUUCGCUGCGUUUAGUUUAAUGACCAUUGCGGUGGGCACAGAUUACUGGCUGUAUUCCCGAGGCGUAUGUAGGACUAAGUCUACAAGUGAUAACGAAACCAGUCGGAAGAACGAGGAAGUCAUGACCCAUUCAGGGCUUUGGAGGACCUGCUGCCUGGAAGGUGCUUUCCGAGGGGUAUGCAAGAAAAUUGACCAUUUCCCUGAAGAUGCAGACUAUGAACAAGACACAGCUGAGUAUCUGCUACGAGCUGUGAGAGCAUCCAGUGUCUUUCCUAUCCUCAGUGUGGGGCUGCUAUUCUUUGGAGGUCUAUGCGUGGCAGCAAGCGAGUUCUACAAAAGCAGGCACAAUGUCAUUCUCAGUGCAGGGAUCUUUUUUGUAUCUGCAGGGUUAAGUAACAUCAUCGGGAUUAUAGUUUAUAUCUCAGCAAAUGCUGGAGACCCUGGCCAAAGUGACUCCAAAAAAAGUUACUCCUACGGCUGGUCCUUUUAUUUCGGAGCCUUAUCUUUCAUCAUCGCAGAAAUCGUGGGUGUCAUCGCUGUGCAUAUCUACAUUGAGAAGCACAGGCAGAUCCGUGCCAAGUCACAUUCUGAGCUGCUGAAGAAAUCCACCUUUGCCCGCCUCCCACCCUACAGGUACAGGUUCCGGAGGCGAUCCAGCUCCCGGUCCACAGAACCCUGCUCCCGAGACCUGUCCCCUAUCAGCAAAGGCUUCCACACCAUCCCUUCCACUGACAUCUCCAUGUUCACCCUCUCCCGGGACCCCUCCAAGGUCACAAUGGGGACCCUCCUCAACUCCGAUCGAGACCAUACUUUUUUACAGCUCCACAACUCCAUUCCCAAAGAGUUCAAGGAGUCGCUGCACAAUAACCCUGCCAACAGGCGCACCACACCUGUCUGA